AUGGAAUCCUCGCCUGCCAUGUGGCAGAGAAACAACAGGCCCGUCUGCCGUAUGUGGCAGAUGGGUCGCUGCCCUCUGACCAGCAUUCAGUGCGAUUUCCGCCACGCCGAUCCUCAGGGGUCGAAUGCUCUGCCUGUGCUGGCUGAGGGCUUUGUUCCUCAGCCCCGCUCCUCUGACCUGAGCUGGGACUUUGGCUCCCAUGCUGUGCACAGGGACAGACGACCCCUGCAGGAGAUUGUGCUCCCUGCUUCUUCGACAUCGGUCCGCGAGAUAGGCCAGGAGUCUGACCAGGGCACUUGGGGAAGUCCGAGAAGUAGUCCACAGCGUUGGGCCGCCGCCAACCCUGCUGGCGACAGGGAGGCCGGUACAUCUGGUAAAUCGACUUUCUUGAUAUCUGUUGAGCCGAUAUGGGGAGCCUGCGUGUCGACUUCGAACAGGUCGCAACACGCCCCUGGGUCUUGGCUCCCAAGUCGACGCAUUCAAUGCCUCGACGGCUGA
Aureobasidium uvarum is the source of this 498-nucleotide messenger RNA. NCBI's taxonomy places the organism in Eukaryota, Fungi, Ascomycota, Dothideomycetes, Dothideales, Saccotheciaceae. The record is from the annotation of a GenBank genome assembly.